CCCUCCUGGGCUUCUGGCUGCCCUUUGAUCUCAUACCAGUCAGGUCUCUCUGCCAAGAAAGCAGCAGUGACCAAUAUGGCACUGUGUUACAGGGGGAAAUACUAUUAUUCUUUCAGUGCGUGGCUUUCUCCCACCCUUCCUUGGUCCUUUACUUAACAGCAAUUGCAUGCUCUGAGAUUAAAGAGUGUAGAAAUAGGUCAGCACUGCAACUGGUAGCAUUUCAUAGCCAAGAACAACAGAAGUGGAAUUUCUUCUAGCUUCCUUUCUGUUUUGUUCCUCAGUCCUAUGAACUAUGCAUCCUUAAGAUGUCCUUUAAUGGACAUUUUUUUCCCAUAGAUUCAUAUAGGUCUGCAGUAUGGCACGAGUAGAAAGGGGUGAAGGAACAUGUGAAGGCCCUGGAGAUGUUACAGCCUGCUUGAUGUGCGUUGGAGUCUGUUAUCUAUGCAGCUCAGGUGCUCUGUUGGCAGAAACAAACUUGUAUGUAAUUGCUCUUCUGCUGAGCUUCUGUGCAAAACAGACUUUUUUUUUUUUUUUAGGGUGGUUUGGACUAGAUUGGCUGGCAUGAUGAAUACAAGAGGUACAUACCUGUUCGCUCAUGUGGCAGGAGGGGAUACAUAAGCAGGAACCUGGAUAGUGCCUCUCUUUCAGAAUGAUGGCAUGCAAACACAUCCAGUGUUCCAGCGCAGAGGUGGUAACAGGAACGUAAUGGGCCAAAAUGACAGUUAUCCUCUAGCUGAAUUAGUGUAUUUCAGGCUUCCCUGGUGCAGUGAACUGGAAGACCAUACCUAUAUGUGUGCCUGAGUGAAUGCUGGCGGUGAAAAAUUGAUUUGAUGAUAAUGUGUAAUACUCUGUUGAAGGCUGAGAAGAUUGAGAAUGGUGAAAGAGCAGCCUGCCUGAAUGGCAUGGCCAAGAGCAGGUUCACACAGACAGCUCUGUACCACUUGGGUAGGUAAGCUAAGCAGCUGUGCGUUGUGCAAAAACUUGACUUCCACUGAAAUCAUCCUGCAGCAAGCUACAAAGCAAAAUAACAUGGUGACACAACUCACUGCAAUUGCAAUAGGUUUGUCAAAGUGGCGAUUUCCUUGCCCAGGGCUGCGCUACCAGGGGGAGACGCACACAUCUAAGAGCUCCUUCAUGAGGUUUUGUGCUUCUGUGGGACUGGAAAGUCUUAGAGGUAAGCCAGUUCACUCUGGUGUCUGUGACUGCACAAGGGAUCCUGGGACAUUUGAUACCAGGAGUUUUUUGCCUUUUUUUUUUUAGAGGGGGACAGCAUAGGCACUGGUCAAAGGGAAGUGGCACGCCUUUUCAUGUAGAGAAAGAAGUGUUAAAGUGGAAAAAUUCCAGCAAAUGGGAACUUGAAAUAAAAUGUUUUUUUUUUUAAAGUUCCAACAUAGCUUUCUUUCUCCUCCCAUGUGUUUUACUCAAGCUAUCUCUGUGCAGCCAAAUAACAUCACUGUCUAGGGCAUUACUGGCUUUGUAGCUCAUUACUUCACUUAGAUUUGAGUGGUGACAUCUGAAAACUUCCACAGUGGAUAUAAAAAAGUCAGUAACUUGAAUCAGAUCAUCAAGCUCAUCUUACUUUUAGAGAGAAGUCAGCAGAUACACAGCGGGGUGAAAGUCUUUCUCUCAGCUAGAUAACUUCAAAUGGCGCAGGAAGAGGGGAGGAAGUGUUGAAAUGGUAACACCUCGUGUAAUGGAAAACUAUAUGGUAAAUCUCUUGAUUGUGCUAAGUAUUUUGUUAUGGCUGCGUUUCGUAAUUUUUAUUUUGUAAUUGGAAGACUGUACCUCUGUUUCUGCCUGUUCUUGAGGUGACCGGUGUUUGCACUCAAGUGGGAUAGCUAUAAAACUCUUUACAGUUUGCAGAAUGAGCCUUGCGAACGAGACUGAAUGCUUUGAGAAGAAAAUAUGCUUGAAAUAGUACGCAAGCAUUUUCAGUCUCUGUUGUAAUGAAUGACUUUUUUUUUUCUUUUAAGUGGUAGCAGUAUUUAAAGAUGCCUUCCUUGACAAAACUGUGGUAGAGUUAUGCUGUAAAAGUAAGUUAGGCUUUGCGUAUUUUGGAUUUAGUGCAACUGAGCAAUUAAAUGACUUAAUAACUCCAUAUGUUUCACAUUAUAACAACACCAUGUAGACAGUUUGUCAGUGAGACAGGUAAACACCAUAUCUGAAAGCUUUUUAGCCAUGCUUAAGGAGUUUGGGGCCCAAGCCAUUGAAAAAAGAAAAAAGAAUCUCAAAGCUGGAUCAGAAUGUUCUUUAUUUAAAAAAAUAAAUAAAUAAAAGUUUCAAAGUAUUUGUUUCAGUUAGGCAUAAAGGCUGCCUUUGAAUUAAAUUGAAAAGCUCCUUCUGUAUUAAGUUUUUAGCAGCACUUCUAAAUCACAGAAACUAUUACAAUUUUACUGUUGAAAGAUGCCUAGCUGAGUUUAAAAGCAUGUGGUGAAAGAAGGUUGUUCCACAGUGCUCAUAAAGCAGUGGGCAGUGAAGUCUGAGAGCAAGGGAUUAGGUAUGGGAAACAGCUUCUCAAAGAGAAUGGUGGAAAUCAAUUUGCUGCAACAAACAGGUGCAAGGAACGCUGCUGGAGAAUUUGGCAUAAGUUUUGCUCUGGGCUGGCUACUCCAGUUAAUGUUUCAGUGCCUUUAUUGUCAUUUUGCAUACAUCUGGCAGUGCAUUGUCUCCCCUGAAAGGGUAAUCCAGCCUGUUCAAUAAUAACAACUCUCUUGCCUUGAAACAGGGUAGUGUCAGAUUUUACAGCAUGUGAGACAAAAGGCUCCUUUGGUACGUUUCAGAAGAUUGCAGUUGUAGCGUUCCUCCUUCACCAGUGUGCCUGGCACUUGAGAGCAUGGCUCAGACUUCCCUUUGUAAAUGAAAGAGAGGAUCUUUAUGCAUUUGGAGGUUUUUGUUUUCAUUAUUGGUAGUUCUUAUUUUCAUAAUUCGUUUUGCAAUUUAAUGCAUCGAGCUUACGCUUAAAUCCCCUUCAGGAUUUGGUUUCGAAGGUUGGGUUUCAGUGAAUUGAAACUUAAGCAACCUUGUCAAGAAAUUCUCUAUCCCUAAGAAAUGUUAAUUAAAAAUCAAGCUAGCUUUGUGAAUACUCCUUGCCGUGCAACAGAUUUGACCAGAGAGCUUAAGAAAGCAGUUGUAUGCAGUUUUGGAUCCCUUAAAGCAAGCAGAAAAGUGCAGCAGUUUAGGACUGUUGGCUGGAGCAGGUUGGGAAGGAAUGUUUUCUUGUGGCUUUUCUUGCUGGCUGCUUCAGGAAAAGAUAGAAACAACACAAGUAACUGGAAUGAAAGUGCUCAGUUCUUGGUGGUAGGUAGAGAACCCCGGAGCAGUCGCGCUGCUUUGAGUCUUUAUGCCUAACACCAGACAUCUCAGCUUUGUGGAAUGAGAUACAGAUGACUUUGCUACAGGAUCGAUCCCAACACACCUUUACGGUGACUUUGUAACAUGCAAGACACUGAUGCCAGGGGGAGUUCCCCUGCUUUCCUUCCGCCUCAGAAUGGGAGCAGUCACAGGUCUUCUGGGUAUGUCCCGGGGAGAAUUGCCCCUCUUCGUCCCCCACCACCUUCACAAAGCCACGUGUCAGCUGAAUUUACCUCUGCGAGACAAGAAGCCCGGGCCAUGUUCGCAUCCUCACCACCAGGACAGCACCGCCGCCACGCAGAAGCCAACAGACAUAAAAAUACUCUCAUUUGCUUUGCUGUUUCUAGCUUUUCACUUUUUGUUGCACUGGGGAUUUUUAUGGGAAUAGCUUCAAAAUAUGCUCCAGAUGAGAAUUGCCCUGAUCAGAAUCCUCGUCUGAAAAACUGGAGCCCUGGGAAAGAUCCUGAAAAGAAGGUUCUCAUCAAAAAGGGAGAUUUGUUUCGUCUGAACUCAGAUGCUACAGUACAUUCUAUAACCAUACAGGAUGGAGGAUUACUUGUUUUUGGUGAUGAUAAAGAUGGUUCUAAAAAUAUUACUUUGAGAACUCGUUUUAUCCUGAUAAAGGAUGGUGGAAUGCUUCAUGUUGGAGCAGAGAAAUGCCGCUAUAAAUCCAAAGCAACUAUUAUUUUGUAUGGGAAGUCAAAUGAAGAUGCUGAUGUGCCAGAAUUUGGCAAAAAAUUUAUUGGUGUGGGCCCUGAAGGAACGCUGGAAUUGCAUGGGCAUCAAAAGCUGUCAUGGACUCUCCUGUCAAAGUCUGUGAAUUUCUCAGGGCUGGCCUGUGGUCAUUAUGCGUUUAAAAAGAAUUUUUCCCGAGGACUAAAUGUGAGAGUGAUUGAUCAGGACACGGCGAGCGUUUUGGAAGUGCUGAAGUUUGAUACUCACGAGUUUUCAGAAGAAAGCUUGAAACUCCAGAACUUACUGAAAAAUAGAAGUCCUGGUCGCAUUAUCGCUAUUGCUGUAGGAGAUUCAGCUGCUAAAAACCUACUGGAAGAAACUAGAGUGACUAUCCAGAAUCUUCUGGGAAGUAAGUUUGUCAGAGGAUUGAGUUACAGGCAAGCCUGGGCUUUAGUUGGUGUUAUAGGUGGUGGGAAUUCUUCCUGCAACGAAUCAGUGCGAGACUAUGAAAAUCACAGCACCGGUGGGAAAGCUCUUGCUCAGAAAGAAUUCUUCACAGUGGAUGGCCAGAAGUUUGUUGUGAGAGCUUUCAGUGAAUGGAACGAUGGUGUCCCAAUUUCAGGCUUCCAGGUAGAACCUGUUGGUGGGGUGAUACUGAAUCUUCUGGAUGAUGUUAGUAGUUGGGAGCCUGGAGACCGAAUUGUGGUUGCAAGCACAGACUAUUCAAUGUAUCAGACAGAGGAGUUCACCGUCCUUCCCUGCCCAGAGUGUACCAAGCACCAGGUCAAAGUCAAAGAAAAACCUCAGUAUCCCCAUGUGGGAGAAGUUAUUGAUGGAGUGGACAUGAGGGCAGAAGUUGGAGUUCUCACAAGGAACAUCUUAAUCAAGGGAGAGACAGAAAAUACCUGCUAUCGUGAAAAGGAGUGUCAGUUUUUCAACUAUGACACAUUUGGUGGACAUAUCAAGAUUUUGAAGAAUUUUACAUCUGUUCAUCUCUCCUAUGUGGAACUAAAGCAAAUGGGCCAGCAGCAGAUAGGAAGUUACCCUGUUCACUUUCACCUUUGUGGGGAUGUGGAUGAAAAAGGAGGUUAUAGUUCUAAGACUUACCUUGAUGGUCUUUCCAUUCAUCACUGUUUCUCCAGAUGUGUGACUAUUCAUGCUACUAAUGGCUUGCUGAUAAAGGACACCAUUGGCUAUGACACACUUGGUCACUGUUUCUUCAUAGAGGAUGGCAUUGAGCAGAGGAAUACUCUCUUCCACAACCUUGGACUAGUCACGAAACCAGGCACUAUUCUUCCUACAGAUAGAAACAGCACCAUGUGUACUGGCAUAAGGGAUAAAGUAUAUGGAAGUUAUGUUCCUGUGCCAGCCACAGACUGCAUGGCAGUUUCAACGUUCUGGAUUUCUCAUCCCAACAAUCAUCUUAUAAGUAAUGCAGCAGCAGGUUCACAGGAUGCUGGAAUAUGGUAUUUGUUCCACAAGAUUGCUACAGGAGAUUCUCAUAGUUUAGGCAUUGAAACAAAGUCAGAGCUCACACCCCUAGGAAUCUUCUAUAACAACAGGGUUCAUUCUAAUUUUAAGGCUGGUUUAUUCAUUGAUAAGGGUGUUAAAACAACUAAUGCUAGUGCUGAUGAUCCCAGAGAAUAUCUUUGUUUGGACAACAAUGCAAGGUUUCGUCCUCAUCAAGAUGCAGACCCUGAGAAACCCCGAGUUGCUGCCCUGAUUGAUGGAUUAAUCUCUUUCAAAAACAAUGAUCAUGGUGCUUGGGUCAGGGGAGGAGAUAUCCUCAUUCAGAACUCUGGGUUUGCAGACAAUGGAAUUGGUUUGACGUUUGCCAGUGAUGGGAGCUUCCCAAAUGAUGAAGGGGCCAGCCAAGUGGUAUCCGAAUCUCUGUUCAUAGGGGAGAGCAAGAAUUACGGGUUUCAUGGUGGUCAAAAUAAAUAUACAGGAUCUGGAGGAAUAGACAAUAAGGUGCGCACUCUACCUAGAAAUCGGACAUUUCCAAUUAGAGGUUUUCAAAUUUAUGAUGGGCCUAUUCACCUUACUAAGUGCACGUUCAGGAACUUUGUGCCAACUCCAGACAGAUUUACCAGUGCAAUUGGUUUCUUGAUGAAAAAUCCUUGGCAGAUGACACCAAGAAACAACAUUUCUCUUGUGAAGUUUGGUCCAAAUGUUUCUCUGAAAGCCUUCUUUGGAAAACCUGGUCCCUGGUUUGAAGAAGUAGAUCUGGAUGGUGACAAGAACUCAAUAUUCCAUGAUCUAGAUGGUUCAGUGACUGGUUACAAAGAUACAUAUGUGGGCAGAAUGGAUAACUACUUGAUUCAACACCCCAAAUGCAUUAAUAACACAGAAUGGAAUGGAGUGAUAUGCAGUGGGACCUAUGCACAGGUCUAUGUCCAAACGUGGAAUGGACAGAAUCUUUCCAUGACUAUUGUACGAGAUGAGUACCCAUCCAAUCCCAUGGUUCUUAAAGGUAUUAAUCAGAGAGCUGUCUUUCAGCAGUACCAGCCAGUAGUGAUGCUUCAGAAGGGCUACACAAUACAUUGGAAUGGAAAAGCACCAAAUGUCACAUAUCUUUACCUCAUCAACUUCAAUAAGAAUGACUGGAUUCGUGUUGGACUUUGUUAUCAACCUAAUACUGAUUUUACUAUAGUUUUGGAAACCUUUCAAAGGAAGUCAUCUGCUCUGUCAAGCAAGGUAGAACGCUACACACCUGUAUCUUCAAUGCUGGAGCUUGAAAAGAAUCGAUCAGACAAGAAGUUUUAUUUUGACAACAGUACUGGAUUAUUGUUUUUAUUUCUUCAAGCCAAAUACAAUAGGGAUGGUCACAGUUAUUGCUCAUCUCAGGGAUGUGAAAGGAUCAAGAUUGUGACCAAAGAUUCAGCAAAAGGGGUCAGUAACUGCAUGGCAAAAGCUUACCCAAAGUACUACCAAGGACCAGCUGUCAUAAAGCAGAUGCCAGUAAAAACUACUGUACCGUGCACAAAGUGUGGCACAACUCAGAUGGUAUUCACCAGCGAUCCUCACAAAAACUACCUCCUUGUGCAGAUUAAUUUAUCUGGUAAAAAUGAGUUAAGCGGAAGUCAGCAAGCAUUUAUUUCAGUCAAUAACACUAUGUUUUCCUUCAAGGAUAAUGGUAUACUCGUUGUUGUAGUUGAUGCCUGCACUGGCACAGUGUCAGGAAAUCAUUUAUUUUCCGGAGUAGACAUUAAGCGUGUAGGUGGCUAUUUAAUGUCUGGAAUCCCACAAAGGUCUGUAGUUCUACUGAGCACAAGAGGCAAGGUAGAAAUUCCUAAUAACUUAUCAGACGCCUUAAAGUGCUUGGGGACAGCCAAACCGCCUUACCUUCAGAGCAACGGAAGUGUGGCCUUUCUGGGCUUCAGAGGAAACUUUAAGCCAUCCUGGGUUAAGCUGUUUACCAGUCCUUCUGGUCAUGAGCUAAUUCAGAUAGAAAAGUAUAUUCCUUUGCAACUGGAAGAAUAUGGCUGUACCAGAGCGAUCAAGAGUCGACGGAAAGACCUCGACCUUCUGAAGAAGGCUACAAGAUCUCAUUAAAGACUAAGCUGUACAUAAAAACUGGGGGAAGAAAAUGUGAACUAACUUAUUUUUAAUUUAUGGCAUUUUAAACUGUGUUGUUAUCCAAGGAAAUCAUGUUAUUGUCUGACAGACGUUUGCCAUCAUUGACCGCUUGAAUGCCAGUCUGUGCACCUUCUAGUUGUACAAAAUAUGAAAGAAUUUAUUAGUAUUUGUAUAAACAGGUUUCAGAGAUCUUUCAGAUGUUUGUAUUUACUGUAAACAAUUUUUUUUUUCUGUUUAAUACUCCUUUUGUAUUUAAGAAAGUGUUCAUAAAAGCCUUAAAUUUUUGAUAGCCAGUGUUGGAGUGCUAUUUGGAUUACUUGAAAGAUUGACAGUUAAGUCUCUCUAAACAGCUUGAAUUGGUCAUUCUAACUUAGUUUACUUGCAUUUUCCCUCUGCUGAAUACAUGUUUUCCUGAGAGUUUAUUUAUCAGUAAGUUCAUUUACAUUCUCAAAUUACUUUUCCAGGCGUUAAAAAACAAUUCCUCUUGAGCACAACUGCAAGCAUAAGGAGUUUUAACUGCAGUAAAUUUUUGAUUUGCUGUACGAAAGGUGGAGAGGGGGGAUUCGGAGACCUAGCCUGGGGCUGGGUGGGGAUUGUGUACUGUGCAACACAGUUUUAACAAGGCCAUGUGUAGCAGUGUGACAGCAGAAAAUGACUACCAUUCUUCAGGAUCACUGCUUACUACUCGCUCCAACAGGAGUCUGUAAGAGUUACUUCAUCAAUUAAUUUGUCUGUUAAGACUGGGUACAGCUGGACUUUUUCUUUCAAAGCUCUUAAGCAGAAAGGCAGAACUAAGGAACUUCUUGUUCUCAGUUUGUUAUGAAGUGGAGCUUCUGUUCCUCCUGUGAUUAAAGCUAUCACAGCUCUAAAUUUUGAGUGGAAGGUGUGCUCAGUUCAUUCUGUCAUGCUAUCUAUUUUGCCUUAACUUUUGAUUCUUUUUAACAUAACCAUGUUGAUAACUUCUGUUAUUAGCUGUCUUUGAUUUCUGAUGGGUUUUGUUGCAAUUGUUCGACCUUUUCUACAGGUAGUGGGGAAAUUGUUUAGAAGAACUGAGAUACAGCUGCCCAUUUUCAUGAUUCUAGUCUUUGAAAUUAGAUUUCAGAGACAGUAAAGAUGCAUUUCAUAAUAGGGAGCAAUAGGUGCCACAGAGCUGAACUAUAUAUAUGUAACUAUAGUUCUAAUAAAACUGACGUCAUUUCUUGUUACUGUACGUGUUCUCAUUCAUUCUAGCUGUUAUUAUAUAUGUACCAUCCGGAGAUGCUUUGUGCUUUGAAUUUAAAAUGGAGUGGCUGUUGAAAAUGAACUGUUCACUUGUCUUCUCCAAAGAAGUUGAAAAACUGGGGAUUUUUUUUUUCUUUUUGUGCUUUAAAGGAGAGGAGGCACAGUAGCAGACCUAAUUAUUCUAUUCAGUUAAAAUAUGCUACCUCAGUGCUACCAUUAAACUGCCUGAUCCUAGGUAAGAAAGGAGGGGGAAGGAGCACAAUACAAGAGAUGGAGAUAACAUUCAGAUGACUGAUUUUAUUUUUAUUGCAAAACCAAGCCAAAUGGAUGAUUAUGAAUUUUGCAGUUGUUUUGAUGCACAGUUGUUAAAAUGCUUAAAAAACAAAAAGUGUUUUGUGUGUGUGGUAAAUUUUUAAGACUAGCUAUAAUGUUUGGUAUUACUAAUGCAGGACAAUGUGAUUUACUUGCUCUGAGUGCAGUAGGAUUAGUGUCUGGGGAUUGCAAUGUUCUUAUGACUUCCAUUGUUCUGAUCUGUGGGUCGUGCAUAGCAGAGAAAUGCCUUUUGGAUAGUGACCUUCAGGCUUCUGAAGUUGGCCAUUGUUUGAUAUUCUGCUGUUCUAAAGCCAUCUUUUGUAAAACCUGUACUUGGAAACCUCAAGGCUACGCCAGUAUAAGGAGUACUGAUGGACAAUUGGACCUGAAGUUGAGAUGUCAUCUUUUGUGUGAAUUUAAGCGUUUGAUAAAUAGCGUAAAUAAAUUUUUACAUCUGACAAAGCAAUAAAA
Gallus gallus (chicken) is the source of this 9609-nucleotide messenger RNA. It is a transcript of the gene CEMIP2, whose product is annotated as transmembrane protein 2. The record is from RefSeq and is a predicted model, not a curated record. The transcript is spliced from 24 exons. NCBI's taxonomy places the organism in Eukaryota, Metazoa, Chordata, Aves, Galliformes, Phasianidae. The coding region runs from base 3436 to 7581 and encodes 1381 amino acids.